UUGGGCGCGCGCGCGAGCGAGCGAGCGAGAGCGAGAGCGAGAGAGAGAGAGAGCGAUCGUCGGUUUCGGGUUUUGGUCCGCAGAGUGUCUUUCUCUCUGUUGUUUUCGAGCUUUGCUCUUCCAAAUUCACACUCCAAUCUCUUCCCAAGAAGCAACUGAGAGACAGUUUUGAAGCUUCCUUUCCUAGUCAUCAAUGGCGGACGAAACCCUGCCUCCUCAUAGAAGGGACCCAAUCAAGUCUUCAGUUGGAAAUGUUGCUGCAAAUCGAAGACGACAACUUGCAGUAACAGUGGGAAAAGAAAGAAGGGAAGCACUGAUGCGAACGAAGCGCCUGUGCAGGGUGGGAGUUAAUGAUGAUGAUGUCGUCCCCGUUGACAGUGAUAUGAUGAUUGAUGAAGAGCAAUCAGUUUUGGAUGAUCAGACCUUUACAGCUGUGGAAGAGCUGAAGCUUGCCAUUGCAUAUCAGGGGAAAGGAGCAAUGGCAAAAAGGGUGGCUGCCCUUCGUGAAUUAAGGCGUUUGUUGUCAAGAUCUGAAUUCCCUCCUGUUGAAGCUGCCUUAAAAGCUGGAGCUGUACCUCUCCUUGUGCAGGGCCUUUCAUUUGGUUCACCAGACGAACAGUUGCUUGAAGCAGCCUGGUGUCUUACAAACAUAGCGGCAGGAAAGCCAGAAGAAACUAAAGCUUUGUUGACUGCUUUACCAUUGCUCAUUGCUCAUCUUGGAGGUUGGUGAUGGUUUCUGCAUUUUCCAUUCAAUGUGAAAGAAUGUAAAUG
Camellia sinensis is the source of this 771-nucleotide messenger RNA. The record is from RefSeq and is a predicted model, not a curated record. Lineage: Eukaryota; Viridiplantae; Streptophyta; Magnoliopsida; Ericales; Theaceae.